Messenger RNA from Funneliformis caledonium, 162 nucleotides. Lineage: Eukaryota; Fungi; Glomeromycota; Glomeromycetes; Glomerales; Glomeraceae. The record is from the annotation of a GenBank genome assembly.
AUGGAAGUUGAUCCUGUUGAGGAAAGCUCAACUAAUAACCUUGAUAAAGGAAAAGAAAAUAAUUUAAAAACUUUAACCCUUGAUUUUGAAACACCUUCAACUCAUAUUAUCAAAUUUUUCACUUUUAUUUCCUUAGAGAAAUUCCUUAAACCUAAUUCUUAA